GGCCCAAAUAUCUAAUCGCCAAAACCCUAAUUUUCUUCUUGUGUUUUAUAUUUGUACCCAUAAUUGACAGUCUUUAGGGAAAGAUUCUUGAAAUGGCGACAGCAACAACCACAUCGACUGGAGCUGCGAUUGCUAAGAGGAAACCAGUGUUCGUCAAGGUUGAGGAUUUGAAGCCGGGGACCAGUGGUCACACUUUGACGGUCAAGGUUGUGGAGACAACCACUGUUAAGACGGCCCAGAAGCCGAACAAGGGCCGCUCUCUCCUCUCCCGGCCCGCUCCCCCUGCUCGAAUCGCCGAGUGCGUCGUCGGCGAUGAAACUGGAACCAUCGUUUUCACCGCCCGUAACGAGCAAGUUGACCUGAUGAAGCAGGGCACUACUGUGAUUUUGCGAAACGCUAAGAUUGUGAUGUUCAAAGGGACAACAAUGAGGCUAGCAGUUGAUAAAUGGGGACGUAUGGAAAUCACUGAACCUGCUGGUUUUGUGGUUAAAGAGGAUAACAAUCUUUCUUUAGUAGAGUAUGAAUUGGUCUCUGUUCCUGAUCAGAAUGCAAACUAGAACCAUUUUUGUGGUUUAUGUUUUUAGGCAAGUAUGUUAAGAAACUUAGGGUUUGAUUCUUGUUGCCGUGUGUCAUGAAUAGUCUAUUGAGGCGCAGUACUUUAUGAAUAUUAGACAGGUUUUUUUGGGCAAUGAUUUGCGUAAAGUAACAGUAAAAUUAAUUUUCCCAU
Molecule: messenger RNA, 727 nt
Organism: Rubroshorea leprosula
Lineage: Eukaryota; Viridiplantae; Streptophyta; Magnoliopsida; Malvales; Dipterocarpaceae
Source: the annotation of a GenBank genome assembly